Molecule: messenger RNA, 4718 nt
Organism: Caenorhabditis elegans
Lineage: Eukaryota; Metazoa; Nematoda; Chromadorea; Rhabditida; Rhabditidae
Gene: appg-1
Product: Activated in Blocked Unfolded protein response
Exons: 9
Coding region: 1-4500 (1499 amino acids)
Source: RefSeq, marked reviewed
AUGGGACGCUCGAAUUCUCUUCGGCUACUAUUCUUAUUCUGCCUUCUUUUGGCACUUUCUACUGCUGCGAGUCGCCGUUUAAAGCGUCAAUGUGGAUGCUCAAACUUCUGUAACUGCCAGCAACAACCAGUCUUCUUCGCGCAAAUCUCCUUGCCGGCAUGCUCGUGCCAACAGGCGCCAAUUUGCCAACCACAAUGCCCGAGAGCAGAAAUCAACUCUGACUGCUCCGCUACAUGUGUUCGAGCAUGUAUUCCAUCUUGCUCCAAAAGCACUGGAAACACAUUUGCAUGUUCCACAACCUGUGAGAGCACUUGCGAUAAGACUUGUGCGUCAGCAGCUCAACAGGCUAUGUCGCAUAUUCAGGUAUCCCCACCAAAUCCUCAACCACUUGUUCCAAUUGCCGCUGCUCCAACAGUAGACGACUCCUGUCAGAAUGUGUGCCAGAACGUGUGCCAAGGAGCAUGUGUCUCACAAAACUCUCCACCUGCAGUGUGCCAACAAACUUGUAGACAAUCCUGCCAAUUCGGAUGCGCUACCAACGAACAAUUGCCCACGACAUCUUCUACCUCAACCAACGCACCAACGAUCAAAAUAACUCUUAACAUCAACGAUGCUUACUUCGACUCUAACUGUGCUCCAAAAUGCACUCAAUCGUGCCAUUCUCAAUGUAUUUCCCAAGGAAACCCUGCAGCUUCCUGCUCCAACUCCUGCAACACCGAGUGCUCGGACAAAUGCUCAACACGUCCAGUUCAAGCCCAAGUGCAACAAAUUCAACCCCAACAGGUGCAGAUCACGAUUCCCCAGACUUGUCAAUCGCGUUGCGAGAAUCGCUGCCUUUCCACGUGUACUGCCUCUCAACCAUCAGUCUGUGCACCAUCAUGCUCCACUGCUUGUCAACUAUCAUGUGAUAGCAUUGGAGCCGCCACCGCACCACAGAGCACCAAUCCGACACCAGUUGAGGUGAGGGCGUUGUGCACUCCAACGUGUAUGCCCCAAUGCCUACCGUCCUGUACUGCCACUACCACUACAACAACCACCCAAACCCCAUAUAUCCAAACUCUUGCCCCAGCUCCAGCCCCAGCCCCCGUUCAAAUACAGAUUAUUCAAAAACAAUGUGUGCCUAGCUGUAUGCCAGCUUGCCAACCAUCAUGUACCAAUCCAGUGCCCCUUACCACUCAAGCCCCGGUCCCCGUAGUGAAUCAGUGUAUCCCACCAUGUCAACCUCAAUGUCUGCAAUCAUGCUUGGAACAGCAUAUUCAACCACAGGUGGUCACACAGCUUCCUCAAUGUAUUCCCCAAUGUCAACCGGCGUGUGAACCACAAUGUAUCCAGGAGACUACUACCACUACUACAACUACCACUACCCAAUCUCCUCAGGUAUCCACUGAUGAGCCUGUGCCUGAUUAUCCACUUGACACCACUAGCACCGCACCCUUUCCUAGCACAACUGAGCCAGAGUAUGAAGACGAAGAACUAACAACUAUAGAACCAGAGGUAGAGACUACUACCGAAUCAGUAGAACUUGAAACUGAACCUGAGCCGGAGCCAGAACCGGAGCCAGAGCCAGAUUAUACUACCCCUGAGCCAAUUGACUAUACCACUGUAGAGCCAUACGACUACCCACAAUACGACCAGCCAAGCACUCCAUCCACUCCCAGCACUCCUAGCCCUCCUAGCACUAGCACCAUAACCUAUCCAACCUUACCACCGUCCCAGCCAACACUACCACCCACUCAACCACAGCGGGAUCAGUGCUUGCCAGCCUGUCAACCGACUUGCAAUCAAAAUUGUAUUGUUGCAAUGCAAGUUCUUCUCUAUCUCUCAUGCCCGGAAGCUUGUCGACCAGCAUGUGAUCCAAAAUGUGCGUAUCAAUACCUUCGAAGCAAUCCAUCAACACCACAGCAUUACAACCCAACUGCUCUUGCUUCACAGUCCAGAUGCGUUUCGGCAUGUAUGCCAGCGUGUCUUUUGGAUUGCGUAUUACCAUAUUUUGGCGAUAAGACAUUACCUACCUUAUCACCGAGGGUGGUAGUUGAGCAAAUUCCCGAAGAGAUGCCUGUUGAUUGGGGAAGGUUGAGGGAUCAGGCUACUAAUCAACCACUCUAUCUUCAAGCUUCCACUCAAAAUCCUCAAGGUUACCUCCAAACUCGCCCGCAAGCAUAUGUUCAACCUGCUUCCCAAUCACAACCAGCAAAACCAUCAGCUACGACCUAUGUUCAGCCAUCAUCUGCUCAACAAUCCUAUGUUCAGCCCACUCAACCUUCCCAACAAGCCCACCAAACUUACCAAAAUGCACAGCCUCACCCUCAAGCUCAAACCAUUCAUUUACAAUACAAAGUCACUGGAGCACCGAGCACCCCUACCCUCCAAUUCGCACAAGCUUCCCAACCAACCCAAUCCUUCACACUUGCUCAACAUCAAGCUCAAAACCAAGCCAAGGCUCUUCAUGCUUCUCACGCAGCAUAUAACUCUCCAAGUCAACCAGUAUCUGGUGCAUAUCAACCAUGGUCCGUUCCAAAAACACCCCUGACUAUGCCUGGAAGCCUUUAUAAUACAGCAUCUCCGGUUCCGGGUUUGGGUUCACAACCAAAGUUUCAAAUGCAAAUGGUUCAAGUUGGUGGGGUUCCUAAAAAUUUGAACCCAUCAACCCCAGUUAACUAUUUGACUGUUAAUCUGAAGUCGGCUCCGGGAGUUCAGGGGUCUCAGGCUCCGAUAGUAAAAUUCAAGUCACCACCUACACAGAUUUCACCUGCACCACCACCAGCUAAACAAGCUUCACGAACCAUACCACUUACACGCCUUUUCUCCACCUACGGUUCAGUUCCUAAAUCCUUAUCUAACCAUAUUCAAUCUUCCUCUCUUGCAACACCACAACCAUCGGAGACUAAUGACGUCAUCGACGAUAACACCCCUUUUGUUGACGUUCUUCCAAAAAACGACCCAAUAGAGGAAGAAUGUGUCCCACAAUGCAUGCCACAAUGUGAUCCAUAUUGUAUUUCACAGCACCGCUACAGUCUUCGCUCACCAACAGCUUCACCUGGAGCAUCAUGCCCGAAAGCUUGCAUGCCAGAAUGCUCCAACCAGUGUGUUGCCACUUUGCAAUGUCCACUCUCAUGUCAACCAGCUUGUCAACCUUCAUGCCUUCAGAAGCCACCAAUUAUCAAGAUUACGGUAACUGGACAGCAAGUUGGAUGUGUGGAGCAGUGUCAGCCAGCGUGCGAUCCAAAGUGCAUCAUCGCCACGAUCAAGACUCCGUCUCAACAACCGCAAUUCGUCGUGACGACGACACAAGCACCCCCAGCUCCUGCACCACAACAACAACAGCAACUUGCCAGUUGCCCACAGCUUUGUCAACCACAAUGCACUUCACAAUGCGUUCAGCAACAACAAUGCCCAUGCCAACAAACGUGUCAAACGGGAUGUCAACAACACAAUCCAGACGCUCGUGUCUGUCAAAACGUUUGCGUGGAAGUUUGUGCAUCCGAGUGCCCAAGAACUCAGCCAACAGUUCAGCAGCCAGCUCCACAACUUGUUCAACAACCAAUCUAUCAAACAGUUCAGGCUCCACUCUCCUAUGUCCCAGUGGUCCCAGUUGCCACAUCCGCUCCAUCUCAAGCUUCUGGCCCUCAAAUCACCAUUAACUUUGCAGUUCCAGAGUGUAUUCCAGUUUGUGAGCAAAGCUGUAAUACUCAAUGUGUCGAGAAAUUCCCUCAAGAACAUUGUGGCUCUGUGUGCAAUUCUCAGUGUCAAACCGCUUGUGCAACUCAGACUCCAGCUGUCCAAGCUGCUCCAGCACCAUCCUGUCAGCCACAGUGUCAGCCAGCUUGUGAACCAGUUUGCAUUGCUCAACAAGCUCAACCAGUCAGAAUUCAAAUCAAUCUUGCAACUGCUUCUUCAGUCCUUCAAGCUUCUGAUGCCUGUCAACCAAUGUGCGAACAAAGCUGUGUUCAAGAAUGUCAGUCGACUACUCUGAAUGUUCAAGCAGCCACAUGUCAACCUGCCUGCCAGUCAAUCUGCCAGCAAUCAUGUGCUCCAUUGGGUACUUCUGCUCCAGUCAUGCAAACAAUUCCAGUGGUUCCAGUGGCUACAGCUCCAGUUGCUUCUACACAAUUGUGUGCUCCAAAAUGCAUCAGCGACUGUCAGGGUCUGUGUAAGAGCAACUCGCCACAAUGCAUCCAGGGUUGUGACGCUUCAUGCCAACAACUUUGCGGUACAGCACCAACUCCAGCGGUUCCACUAACUGUCAACUACAAUUGUAACCUUCCAUGUGAUCAGCAAUGUACUCAACAGUGUUAUCAUCAAGCUCCAACAUGUGCUCCAGCUUGUGCUUCAGCAUGUGAAGCUCAAUGUCCAGUGGUCUCUUGCGAGGAUGCUUGCCAAACAGUUUGUAAGGGACAAUGUGUAUUCUCGGGACAAAAUUCUCGUCAAUGUGGUCCUGCGUGUGCACAAUCGUGCAGCUCAUUGUGUCAUAAGAAACGAGUGAAACGUGGCGAGCAUUAAUUGAUCGAUUUAUUCAAUUUUUGGCAGUUUUUUAUUUGUUAGCCUUUGACUAUUAUUUAAUUUAUAUUCAGCCAGCCCACCUGAAACGUUCGGACCAAAAUUCCCCCAACUCUCUGCUCAAUCUUUGACUUCCAGACCUAUGUGGGUCUGGCACGCGUUGUCACAAUUAAUUUAUUUGUAUUUUUUUUAUUUCAAGACUUUGAUAAAAUUGUUCUUAA